This is a messenger RNA of Arachis ipaensis, 2062 nucleotides long. The record is from RefSeq and is a predicted model, not a curated record. Lineage: Eukaryota; Viridiplantae; Streptophyta; Magnoliopsida; Fabales; Fabaceae.
UAAAGCUAGAAGAUUGUUCAGAACUGACUAUGCUGCCUGAUGGCAUGUGUAAUCUUGUGAAUUUGCGACAUCUUGAUAUAAGGAGUACUCCUCUUAAAGAAAUGCCGAAAGGAAUAGGCAAAUUGAGACAGUUGCACAUUUUAAGCAACUUUGUGGUGGGAAAGCAUGAAGAUAAUGGAAUCCAAGAGUUAGGAGGGCUUUUAAAUCUUCAUGGAUCACUUGAGAUUCAAAAAUUGGAGAAUGUGGUUGAUGCCAAUCAGGCAAGGAGUGCAAGGAUAAUAGAUAAGAAGCACAUUGAAUUUUUGUUGUUGGAAUGGUCCUCAAUUGAUGAUAUGGCUUCAGACACACAAACUGAAAGAGAUAUACUCCACAGCUUGCAACCGCACACUGGCUUGAAAAAGUUGACAGUUGACGGAUACAAAGGUAAAAUGUUUCCAUCUUGGAUUGGGCAUUCCGGCUACCAAAACAUGAUUCAUGUAUCUCUAUUGGAUUGCAAGAAUUGCUGCAUACUGCCUUCACUUGGACAGCUACCAUCUCUUAAAUCCCUGUGCAUUGAAGGUUUUGAUAAGCUCAGGAGCAUUGGUGAUGAGUUUUACAGGACUGAAGGAGAUCAUCAUUCUUUGCCUAUUGCACCAUUUCCUUCAUUGGAGAAUUUGGAGGUUGAUAACAUGGCAUGUUGGGAGGAGUGGCAAUUACCUGACUCAGAAGCUUUUCCUCGGCUUAAGAGGCUUCAAAUAAGAAAUUGUCCAAUGUUAAAGGGAGAUAUGCUUAAUCAUGUAUUAAUGAGAAUCGUUUCUUCCUCGUUGGAUGUUUCGAAAGUGCACAAAGUGAAAAUAGUAGAAGAUCAUGAAGGAUGGCGUAUAGAUAUGUCACUUGAUGGGGAUACUUUAUCAAUUAAGGGAUGUGAAUCUGUGACGGAGUAUGCAAUUAAGGCAAUUAUCAGCAUCAACCAUCUAACUUCCCUCCAAGAAAUAGAAAUCUCAGGGUGUUCGUCUGCUGUAUCCUUUCCAUGCAAUUGUUUACCCAAAUCUUUGCAAAAACUCAAAAUCUAUAGUUGCAGCAAACUGGAAUUAUUCCCCCAGCAACAGCAGCAGAAGUAUGAUUUGGUAGAGCUACGAAUAGAUCACAGCUGUGAUUCACUGACCUCAUUGUGGUUGGAUGCCUUUCCCAUCCUCAAGAAUCUCGAGAUAUCAUGGUGUUUGAAUCUGGAAUCAGUUUCAAUGUCAGAGCCAUCACACGCUGCUCUUCAACGUCUCACAAUCUUUGGGUGCGACAAGUUAAUGUCAUUUCCAGGAGAAGGACAGGCUACACCCAACUUGACUCAUCUCAGCAUGAUAUAUUGCAACAAGUUGGAGGCAUUGCCUCGAGACCUGAAUACUCUUCUCCCGAAUUUACAGUCUCUGGACAUAAGAUGUUGCGAGGAAAUUUGUAGGUUGCCAGAGGGAGGUUUCCCGCCUAACCUGAAAGAGCUUCGUAUCGGGAGACAAUGGAGGGAUCUAUCUUGGAUGAGUAACUUGGACGCCCUCACUCAUCUUACCAUUCAUGGUGGUGGCUCUGAGAGCAUAACGUCAUUCCCGGAAGUGGGUUCGCUGCCUCACCUUCCCUCCCUUACCAAUCUGUGCCUCGCUGGGUUUCAUCAUACGAAGACGUUGGAGUGCAGCGAGCUUCUCCGGUUCACCUCCCUCCAAGAACUAAACAUUGAAUACUGUCCAAAUCUGGAGAAUAUGGAAGGAGAAAAGCUGCCUCCCUCUCUGCGACUACUUUAUAUUUAUCAAUGCCCUUUGCUGGAACAAUUCCUCCAGAAGGACCAGCGACCUUGGACCAAGAUUUAUAACAACCCCACCGUUUAUAAUUCUAUAUCACUUAGGGCAAUUCGUGGUAAUGCACAGGCAAUAAGGGCGGCACAUUUGUUUGCUGCAGCAGGCACAAACCAAGGGCCUCAUGCACCAUGAAAACAUGACUCAAAUUCAGUAAUGGAGAUACAUUGAAGAUUAAGCAGCAAUUGUCCUGAGAACGUUGCAGUUUUGGAAUGGAUCUUGAAUGCCAGUUUCAGUCAAAACAA